UGAAUAUAUAUAAGCAAGACAGCAAAUGCUUGAUUUCAAUACAGAAAAAUGAGUCAUGGAGAGGUUCAUUCACAAGGAAAUAUACCUUUUUCUUGGGAGGACAAGCCAGGGGUCUCCACCAAGUCAUCCAAGGUCGCCCAUUAUGAUCAGUACUGCCCUAUUGAUGUAGGUUUGUAUGUCCUUAACCAAACACCUCCUCUUACCGAUGCCGGAGGCUCGUCGACCAAGAUUUUGGUUCAUGACAAGAAAGUUCCUCCUCCGCCUCCAUGCUCGAUACAGCUGCCUCCAAAGAGGAGCACUUCCGUUAAAGGCUUAAGAUGGUGGCAACAGGACCCUUUUCUUGCGGCUUACGAAGAGUGCACCAAAAGUGGAGGAAAUGGCAAGUUGUCAAGUGAAGGUAGGAAAAAUGGUGGCUCCAAAUUACUAGUAAGGAAGAAGAAGAUUACUUUUUCAUGCAAGAAUUCUUCUGAUGCUAGAGAUGAUAAUGUGGUGAGGUUAUGUAAUCUCCCACCUCUUCCUAAAGAUAGAAUUCGCGGCAGACAGGAUUUUGUUUAAACACUAGAAUAUUGGUGAAAUCCUCAAUUUGAAUAAGACCUCUUUUUUAAAAGUCUAAAUAUCUUCUUCUGCUAUGCUUGCCAUGAAGAUGUGGAAAAAUACUGUUGAAUAUUGUUUCUUUUCUGAUCAGAAUGUACUUUAGGUUCUUGGCUAUGGCUGCUUAAGAAAAUGUCAAUGAGCAACUUAGACAUGAGUGAAUUUGUGUUGGCCUGUAUCAAGCUUUACUGUCAACAAAUUCUUUAUUAGUGCAUACUAAGGCUGCUGCAAUAUUGCCAAUAAAAUCUGUUG
Messenger RNA from Durio zibethinus, 843 nucleotides. The record is from RefSeq and is a predicted model, not a curated record. Lineage: Eukaryota; Viridiplantae; Streptophyta; Magnoliopsida; Malvales; Malvaceae.